GGGUGUAUGUAUGUUCAUAUAUAGCCCAUAUUCGCAGUUAUUAAUUUUUAAAAGUGGCGCAGAGGAGCGGCCUUGAAUGGCAGUCUCUGCGGCAUCACUCGAUAAUGUGAUGUUUAGCUUUUAUCUUUCCCCCGAAACAUUUAUUCAUUAGACUUCUUCCCACAUGUGCGAUUGUUCACUUGUUUUAUGAUUAUAAGAAAAAAAACGUGAAAAAAAACGCAGCCCUCUUUUGAAUGGGCUUUUAUUCUAUUAACUGCACAGACUAUUUGCACUCAUCGCCUAUCAUAACAUGCAUAACAGAGUCUGAUCGAAUUAUUUCUGUACACUACCCUCGCAGAGAUUGCACUCUCAGCAUGUCACUUGUUGUAUUGUUUAGGAGCCCGUUGGUUUUUGCCGCAAUGGUCGUUAACCUCUGAAUGACCCCGUGUUUGGAGCCCACGCCUCAGAAAGCGCCGCAGACGGGCAGUGCAACAGUUGAACCAGAGGAUGGCGCACCACGACAAUUCAAAACACCCGAGCCCCUACUCUGAGUUUGCCCGAGCCACGAGCGCAUGGAGGCGCGCGCCCUUCUUAUCCCACCCAGUAUUUCCUGCGUGCACGAGUUUACCUCUGGAGGUCACCAAGCAGGAUUUACGACUGGUCAACAAAAGCACGUGAUUCUCCGCCGUACCCCAUAUUUGGGUGCCUACGUAAGAGAGAAUCAAGUCCAUGUCCCACUCAUUUCCAUAAUUCAUCAUAAAUUGUGCAAGGGUGCUAUAGGACGCGCUAAACCAUAAGAGCCACAAAUCAAGCACACAGGUUUAUGCUAUUUUACCUCCAAAAUAAUAAAACAACAACAACAACACCUACAACGGGCAAACGGUGGAAUUGUCAACAAAUGAGCUCCUAUUUUGUGAACUCAUUCUGCGGUCGCUAUCCCAAUGGCGCGGACUUCCAGUUACAUAAUUAUGGAGACCAUAGUACGGCAAACGAGCAAUACAGAGACUCAACAGCCAUGCAUUCCAGCAGGUACGGCUAUGGCUACAACGGGAUGGACUUAACAGUCGGGCGGGCUGGUACCGGACACUUUGUGGGCAGCGAGCGGACACCGGGCUACUCCCCGAGUCACUCAGCGGCGACGACACCCUCGGUGGAGCCGGUCAGGUACACUCAGUCCGCCAGCAGCACCGGGACCUCGUCUCUAUCGCCACCACCUGACCCUCUACCGUGCUCCUCGGUCGCCAGCUCGUCCCCGGUCACCGAGAAUCAUUCUCAACAAAGAGCCGUGAAAAACUCCAUAACGACCCCGUGCUCAACCCCGUGCUCGAGCUCGAACGGAGGCACGCUGCUGCUCGGCCGGGACUGUGUGUCCAAAGCUUCCCCCCUGGAGGACGAGAAGCCUGCGGGAAGUGCACCGACAACUCCUCAAAAUGUCACCGACUCAGCACAGCCUCAGAUAUACCCGUGGAUGAGAAAACUUCACAUAAGUCAUGAUUUGUCAGGACCAGAGGGGAAGAGAGCCAGGACUGCUUACACUCGGUACCAGACCUUGGAGCUGGAGAAGGAGUUCCACUUCAACCGCUACCUGACCCGCAGGCGGAGGAUCGAGAUAGCCCAUGCCCUCUGCCUCUCAGAGAGACAGAUCAAAAUCUGGUUUCAGAACCGCAGGAUGAAGUGGAAGAAGGACAACAAGCUGAAGAGCAUGAGCAUGGCGGCUGCAGGCGGGGGAGGCUACAGGCCUUGAUAUUCACUCCUCUACCCUCCCUGAUAACGAGCACUAUGAAAAUAAAAACAAAGAUUGUCAUAUCAACUUCUCCUCGUUCUCCUCCUUCAAAAAGCGCAGAGACUUGUUCACGGGGCUGUGUGCGGGACAGGUGGACACCCCAUGCAGCCCACUGUAUGUCCAACAACAGUCCCAUUAUAUUCCUUAAUAUUAUUUCCUUUUUAUUUCCACCGUGGUAAUGCUUAUGUGAGUAAAAAAAAAAUGCAUUAUGUACAGUUCAUUCUAGAUUUAGAGGAAAAAGAUACAAAAUAAAUGUUUGUUUAAAUUAUUUCUUGUUCAGACGAAAAAAAAAAAACCCAAACAAACAACAACAAAAAAAAAAAAGUCAAAGCUUGAAAUGCUUCCUAACUACCGCAAAUAAAUCCAGUCAAAGUUGUGUGAUGCACUCGGAACAAUAACAGCCUAACAAAUAGAGGGUUGAGGUUGAGCUGCCUUUGUGUUUAGCCUUCGUUUUUUCUAUGUAUGUACUGUAUAUGUAUGUAUUUAUUUGUUUGAUGUAUUGUACCAACUUGUCAGAUAACUUGCUUCCAAAAGUAGAGUCAGCAGAGUAUGUUUAAGCCUUGUGUGGUUAUUGUGUGCGUUGUGAACACAUGUAUGGACAGAGGAGCCGACUCAGUCUUGUAUGUACAGUAGCUGUGCCUUGUAUCUUUUUUUUUUUAUUCUUUUUUUUUUUAAAUUUUUUUAACUUUCUUUUGCAGGAGCUGCUGUUUGCGUUGUUCACCUGGGCGCAACAUCUUAGUAAAAAAAAAAAAAAAAACGUGUUUUGUCUUUGUUUUCUAGCUGUUUCUAUGUGGAGGCUCCCACGGUAAAUUCCAUUGCCUAUGUGUAUAACUCCAUCGUGAUAAGCUUUUUGUAAAUGUUUUUCAAAGACUGGAAGUCAAGAAUAUACUAUAAUAAUGAUAAUAAUAAUGAUGAUGAUGAUGAUGGACAUAAUAAACUUUCUACUGGAACGGCAACAUCA
Seriola aureovittata is the source of this 2723-nucleotide messenger RNA. RefSeq names its product homeobox A5a (gene hoxa5a). Gene Ontology annotation, biological process: regulation of transcription by RNA polymerase II; anterior/posterior pattern specification. Lineage: Eukaryota; Metazoa; Chordata; Actinopteri; Carangiformes; Carangidae. Gene Ontology annotation, molecular function: RNA polymerase II cis-regulatory region sequence-specific DNA binding; DNA-binding transcription factor activity, RNA polymerase II-specific. Gene Ontology annotation, cellular component: nucleus. Bases 803 to 1723 code for a protein of 306 amino acids. The transcript is spliced from 2 exons. The record is from RefSeq and is a predicted model, not a curated record.